Messenger RNA from Triticum aestivum (bread wheat), 1007 nucleotides. Its product is annotated as protein-lysine methyltransferase METTL21D. The transcript is spliced from 2 exons. The record is from RefSeq and is a predicted model, not a curated record. Lineage: Eukaryota; Viridiplantae; Streptophyta; Magnoliopsida; Poales; Poaceae. The coding region runs from base 65 to 895 and encodes 276 amino acids.
AGCCGACCCACCCCCACCUCGCCAGAUUCCUCCCCCCUUCCUCGCCGCCGCCGACCGAUCGGCGAUGGAUCCGGUGGAGGAGUCGCCGACGGUGGUGAUGGGCUUGUACGGCGGCCCGGCGCGCCGCGUGGAGAGCGGGGCGUCGGAGACGAUGCUGCAGUGGGCGCUGCUCCAGCCGGCGUCGCACCGCCCCAACGCGUUCGCGCGGCAGGGCUUGCUCACCUUCCCCAUGGACGCGUGCGGCCGCCGCAUCUCCCUCCACCAGCAGCCGUCCUCCUUCCGGGGGGCCUCCGGGGUCACGGGCGCCGUGGUGUGGGACAGCGCCGUCGUGCUCGCCAAGUUCCUCGAGCACGCGGCCGACGCGGGGCUGCUCUCCGUGCGCGGGGCGCGCGCCGUGGACCUCGGCGCCGGCUGCGGGCUCGUGUCCGCCGUCGCGGCGCUGCUCGGCGCGCGCGUCCUGGCCACCGACCUGCCCGACCGCGUGCGGCUGCUGCGCAAGAACCUCGAGGAGAACGUCGGAGAUGGCGGGUCGGCGGCGGUGGCGGAGCUGGUGUGGGGCGACGGGUACGAGCUGGACCCGGAGCUGCUGCUCUGGCUGGAGCCGGAGCCGCCGGAGCUGGUGCUGGGGUCCGACGUGGUGUACAGCGAGGAGGCCGUGGGCGACCUGCUGGCGACGCUCUGCCGGAUCGCCGGGCCGCGCACCACCGUGCUGCUCGCCGGCGAGCUCCGCAACGACGUGGUGGUGGAGUGCUUCCUGGAUGCGGCCAUGGCGGAGUUCGAGGUCGGGUGCGUGGAGCAGGAGCAGUGGCACCCCGACUUCCGCACCAACCGCGUCGCCAUCUUCAUCCUCAUCAAGAAGAAGGAGAAGGAGAAGAAGAAGGUCUCAUCGCCAUAGCUGCUCAACAGUCUCAAUUCUUGGUCUGCUGCACACUCAAUUGUUGUAACUUUAUGAGUACCUAUGUACUGAUACUGAUAUUGAUACACCCAAUUUUGCAUUUGUCUACCAA